This is a messenger RNA of Eruca vesicaria subsp. sativa (arugula), 2994 nucleotides long. The record is from the annotation of a GenBank genome assembly. Lineage: Eukaryota; Viridiplantae; Streptophyta; Magnoliopsida; Brassicales; Brassicaceae.
AUGGAUAAUGGAGGGAGCGUGUUGUCGCUCUCUGCUCCACACUUUCCUUACUCCUCCGCCACCAUCCUCCGUCGUCACUCUCCGGUGGCUUCCAUCUCUUACUCCCUUAAACCACAACCACCACAGCCUCCGCCCGAACCACCUGAAAGUCCUGACCUUCGCCGACCAGAGAAAUCUCUUGCCCCUUCUUCUUCUUCACCUUCCUCUUCGCCUAAAACUCCUCUUAAGAAUCCUCUCAAGGGUCUGACAAAUCCCAAUCGCUCCUCUGUCUCUCCUCUUGUUCAAUCAGAGACUACCAGUAAAGUCUCUACCUUUGGCUCUGCUUUAGCUUCGAAGCUACGUUUAUCCAGCAAAUUAUCUCCUCCUCCUCCUCCUCCACCUCCACCACCUGUGGAGGAAACCCAACUCCGAGAUGAAUUAAAGAAGCCUCCGGAAGAGGAAACUCGGAAGCAGGAACCGGAAUUCCGACAAGAAGGGAAGAUAUUUGUCGGAAAUUUACCGACUUGGAUUAAAAAACCAGAGCUUGAAGAGUUUUUCCGACAGUUCGGUCCGAUAGAGAAUACCAUUCUAAUCAAAGGGCAUCACGAGGUUGAGAAGAACGCUGGAUUCGGAUUCAUCAUCUACGCAACGGAGAAGUCUGCAAUGAAGGCUGUGGAGUUCGACGGGGUUGAGUUUCACGGAAGAGUGUUGACGGUGAAGCUAGACGAUGGGAAGAGGAUGAAGACGAAGGCUGAGCAGAGGGUGAGAUGGGUUCAACAGGAAGGAGGAGAAGAAGAAGAUGCUAAGAUGUCGAGUAAGUCGUCUUGGCAUCAAGAGAGAGAAGGGUCAAGGAAGACACUACAGAGGAUUUUAGAUAGUAAUGGAGAUAAUUGGCAAGCUGUUGUUUCAGCUUUCGAGAAGAUCAACAAGCCGUCUAGGACAGAGUUUGGUUUGAUGGUGAAGUACUAUGGAAGAAGAGGUGAUAUGCAUCGAGCACGUGAGACUUUUGAGAGGAUGCGUGCUAGGGGUAUCACGCCAACGUCACGUAUAUACACUAGCCUUAUUCACGCUUAUGCAGUUGGUAGAGACAUGGAAGAAGCACUGUCUUGUGUUCGUAAGAUGAAAGAAGAAGGAAUUGAGAUGAGUUUAGUGACUUAUAGUGUAAUCGUUGGAGGCUUCUCUAAAGCUGGCAAUGCCGAAGCUGCAGAUCACUGGUUUGAUGAGGCCAAAAGGAUACACAAGUCCCUUAAUGCCAGUAUAUAUGGGAAGAUCAUAUAUGCACACUGUCAGACAUGCAAUAUGGAACGAGCAGAGGCAUUAGUUAGGGAGAUGGAAGAAGAAGGUAUUGACGCUCCUAUUGCUAUCUACCACACCAUGAUGGAUGGUUACACAAUGGUCUCUGAUGAGAAGAAAUGUUUAAUUGUUUUCAAAAGACUUAAGGAAUGUGGAUUUACUCCUACAGUUGUCACUUAUGGCUGCCUCAUAAAUCUUUACACUAAGGUUGGAAAGAUUCCAAAAGCUUUGGAAGUUAGCAGAACGAUGAAGGAAGAAGGCAUAAAACAUAACUUAAAGACCUAUUCGAUGAUGAUCAAUGGAUUUGUUAAACUAAAAGACUGGGCCAAUGCCUUUGCUGUCUUUGAAGAUAUGGUUAAUGACGGCAUGAAACCAGAUGUUAUACUAUAUAACAACAUAAUCGCAGCAUUCUGCGGAAUGGGUAACAUGGAACGAGCCAUCCAGACUGUUAAAGAAAUGCAGAAGCUGAGGCAUAGACCAACCACAAGGACCUUCAUGCCUAUCAUACACGGAUAUGCUAAGGCCGGUGACAUGAGGAAAUCUCUAGAAGUUUUCGAUAUGAUGAGAAGAUGUGGAUGUGUUCCAACCGUUCAUACUUUCAAUGCUUUGAUUAAUGGUUUAGUUGAGAAACGUCAGAUGGAGAAGGCGGUUGAGAUACUAGAUGAGAUGACAUUAGCAGGUGUUAGUGCAAACGAACACACUUACACAAAGAUCAUGCAAGGAUAUGCAUCAGUUGGUGAUACAGGAAAAGCCUUUGAGUAUUUCACAAGGCUUCAAAACGAAGGUUUGAAGGUUGACAUCUUCACUUACGAGGCGUUACUUAAAGCUUGCUGCAAAUCAGGACGGAUGCAGAGUGCGUUAGCUGUCACGAAAGAGAUGAGCACAAGGAAUAUCCCUCGCAACUCCUUUGUCUAUAACAUAUUGAUUGAUGGAUGGGCAAGGAGAGGGGAUGUAUGGGAAGCUGCUGAUCUGAUGCAGCAGAUGAAGAAGGAAGGUGUUAAACCGGACAUUCAUACUUACACAUCUUUCAUUAGUGCUUGUUCUAAAGCUGGCGACAUGAAUAGAGCUACCCAAACAAUCCAAGAGAUGGAAGCAUUAGGAGUGAAACCAAACAUCAAGACGUACACGACCUUAAUAAAAGGAUGGGCUCGAGCUUCUCUUCCAGAGAAAGCCUUAAGUUGCUACGAGGAAAUGAAAGCCAUGGGGCUAAAACCAGAUAAAGCUGUGUAUCACUGUCUUAUGACAUCCCUUCUGUCUCGUGCUUCAAUGGCAGAAGGUUAUAUUUACUCUGGGGUGAUGUCAAUCUGCAAGGAAAUGGUGGAAGCAGGCUUGAUUGUUGAUAUGGGAACAGCAGUCCACUGGUCUAAAUGUCUGUGUAAGAUAGAAGGUUCUGGUGGUGAGCUCACAGAGACAUUGCAGAAGACUUUCCCACCUGAUUGGAGCUCUCAUCAUCAUCACCAUAGCUACUUGGAUCAGGUUUCUGAUGUGGAUUCCGAGGAUGAUUAUAAUGAUGAUGUUGAUGGUGAAGAUAGUGAUGAUGAUGUUAACUCAGUUUCUGUUAUUUUAUCUUCCAAGUAAGAGAAGAAAAAAACAGAGUAUAGAGCAAUAUCACAUUUUUUAGUUAUUGUUGUGUUUUUGUUACUUAUUCCUGCAAAUAAAAAAAUGAAACUUGUUGAAAGUGAAACUAAUUAAAAUGAAAUGAUUGAUCUGCUUUGUUUUAAA